Molecule: messenger RNA, 1782 nt
Organism: Cucurbitaria berberidis CBS 394.84
Lineage: Eukaryota; Fungi; Ascomycota; Dothideomycetes; Pleosporales; Cucurbitariaceae
Exons: 4
Coding region: 1-1782 (593 amino acids)
Source: RefSeq, a predicted model, not a curated record
AUGGCGGCCGUGUACUCCAAAUCACCAUACAGUCGCGUUAACGCCCACGAAGAAACCCCUGAAACUAGCGUCAGCGAUGGCGUUGAACUCCAAGUGCUGCGUGACGAGAGCAACAGCCAGGAUAAAAAGACGCACACCGAAGUCCCGCAAUCACAAUCGCGACGACCUCCGUUUCCAUGGCAAGGAGUAACGGCCUUAGUUUCCAUCGUUCUUCUCACCGCCGCUGCAGUGGGCGUGCUCCUAGCCAGCAACGGCUCGCCAAUCGAACGAUGGAAAAUACGAAACGUGAACACUCAGCCCCAAGUCUGGCUUUCGGUCCUUGCAACAAUAACAGAUGGCCUGACCAUGUUUGCCCUCGCAAAAGCCGCUGAGGCGACGUACUGGCGCGCCGCCGCCCGCGGGACCACGUUGCGCAAUAUGUACGACCUAUACGAGUUUCAUUCGCUCGUGGGCGCCAUCAACAACCUCGUCCGCCUACGCGGAAACAGACUGGCGGUAGUUACGCUGCUUUGCCUCGUGUCGGCGCUGCGCGGUCCGCUUUUUCAACGCGCUUCCGUCGUCGUGGGCAAUGCUACGUGGAAAACUUCAGGAGUACAGAAACUCAACGUCGCGCAACUUAUUCCACCGAUUUUUUUUUUGGACACACCCAUACUUAUCAACGGUAGUCUCAGUAAUGAAGAAUGUGGCGACGUGUGUAGUGGUAAAGUAAAGGGCUACGGUUUUGAUAUAAAAUGUUCCGAGGUGACUAAGAUCCCUUGGGACAUCUCAGGCAACAGCACUGUGAGACAGGAAUUCCAAGACAUGACGAACCGUAUUGGUGAUGCCGUUCCAGCGUUCAAUAGCUCGGCACAUUUGCAGGGCUUGCCGUAUCCUGAAUAUGCAAAUGCAACCGACUUCAUAGCAGCCGAGCAACGAGGCUGGUUUGAAGUAGUCAACUUGUUCAAGACUGAACCCAUCUGCGGAGGCGAUCUUUCGAUAAGUACGUGUUCGCUACAUCAUGCCGUGGUCGAAUAUGAGGUUUCCUUGCGGAACGGGACUAUCAGUCUAAGCCGUGAUAACUGGCAGGAGGACAAUGUGCUAUUUCAGACGCCAACCUGGCUUCUCCCUGAUCUUAUUAACCAAGAUACCACAUGGGGUCCAACCGUGCAGUGGGCCGCAUGGUAUUUGAGUCAGUUUAACCAAGAGAUAUCCAUAAACCCAAACAGAGAUGGCGGGCCCUUCGAGGGCGUGGACCCUCGCUUCCUCCUCGCAAAGCGUUUCAUAAACGGUACUAUAUCUGCUCCGAAUUGUAACACUACCUUCGGUGACCCCACUCAGUUUGUUCUCAACAGGCUUCGCGAGAUGGCAUUCCGCGUCGCCGUCGCCGUCGCCGGAAUCGCCGACAGAGAUGCACUAUUUGGGAGUCGUGCUCUGGCCCAAGAAGGCCUGCCCCUUACCCAGAACUGGACGCAAGGAAUCGAUGUCACUGGACAGAGAUCAGUGGUCGCACUUAGUGUCAGCAUUCCGUACUUGGUGUGUGCUGUUGUUUGCAGUCUUCUUGCUGUUGUAGCUAUUGUGCCGCUGUAUUGGGCUGCGAGGAGCGAGGAAUUGCGCCCGCUUUCGUUCAAUCCUCUCGAUGUUGCGCGUAUAUUUGAUGCACCACUUCUGCGGGAUGCUGAUGAGAAAGAUAUUGAGGGAUAUGUACGGAAAGAAGAUGGGGCAAGGCGGGUAAGGUAUGGAGUGAGAGGAUCAGCUGACAGUGAAGGCAUGGUGGCUGCAAGAAUUAUAUCCGAGGACAAAUAG